This is a messenger RNA of Baudoinia panamericana UAMH 10762, 1730 nucleotides long. RefSeq lists its product as uncharacterized. NCBI's taxonomy places the organism in Eukaryota, Fungi, Ascomycota, Dothideomycetes, Mycosphaerellales, Teratosphaeriaceae. Gene Ontology annotation, biological process: secondary metabolic process. The coding region runs from base 358 to 1281 and encodes 307 amino acids. The record is from RefSeq and is a predicted model, not a curated record. The transcript has a single exon.
GUCUCAUUCUCCAAGCUUAGAUAGCUCCGCUAGUAACCACGUCGGCGUUACUCUCAUCAACGGGUUUGUGCUGCGGUGUUAGUCAUCCUUGUCCUCGCAGCGGACGUCGGGCGCUCGAUAGCAUCGCGAGUCCGGCUGGUGUUUGUAAGAGAAGUGGUCCAAAGUGUCCGGAAGACCAGUAUGAAGAAGUACAAGAAUGACGCCCUGGGAUUUGCGAUUCCUACUCUCCAUUCUCAUCUCCCUCUUCAUCAUCAUCUCAUCCAGUAAUCGAUUAGGUUUCGAAGCAGACCUCGUGUUAAUCACAGCAGAAAGCCACAACCCAGAUUCCAAAGAAUCCCAACGCCCGAACAGUCAACCAUGGUCUCCCUUUCCGAAGUUCGCUCUUCCAACGCUGCGCUGCCACGAGGCCAGGGUACACUCACAGCAGUCUUUGUUGGCGCCACGAGUGGCAUCGGACUCGCUACCCUUCGAUCGUACGCCACGCACAUCUCCAAUCCCACCGCGCUCAUCAUCGGCCGCAACCGCAGCAAGUUCGCCUCCGAGCUUGGCAAUCUCCGCUCGCUCAACCCAGCCGGUAGCUUCACCUUCCUCGAAGCAGAUGUGAGCCUGAUCAAGAACAUCGAUGCCGUUUGCGAGUCUAUCAAGCAACAGCUCAGUGGCGCGAAAGUCGACCUCGUUUACUUGUCACAGGGUUAUGUCGGCUUUAAUGGCCGUGAGACAAACGCUGAGGGUCUUGAUAACUCGUUCUCGCUUCGCUACUACGGACGGAUACGCUUCGCAUCGAGACUUGCUCCGCUUCUUACUCCCAACGGCCGCGUGGUGUCUGUUCUUGGCGGUGGACAGGAGGGUAAAAUGAUUGAAGAUGACCUGGAUCUGGAGCGCAACUACUCUGUAGGACAGGCUAUGGUGCAUUCCGCUACCCUGCACAGCCUAUCUUUCGAUCAGCUAGCAAAGCAGUACCCUGACAAGGCAUUCAUACACGCCUUUCCGGGUCUCGCGUCAACAGGACUGCUCGGACAUAGUGCUACCGGCGUGCUCGGUGUGGCUUUCAAGUGGAUCGUCGAGCCGCUCAUGAGCUUGUUCGUAGCGAAGCCGGCGGAUGUUGGGGAGAGGAUGCUGUACUAUGGUACUGCGCCGCAAUUCCAGAGGGGUAGCUGGACGCUGAAUGAGAAGGGUGAGGCGAAGGAAGUUGCGGCGCUGAAAGAGUACAGGGAGAAAGGGUGGGCGGAGAAGGUGGGAGAAUUUAAUGUCAAGAUGUUUGAGAGAGCGUUACAAGUGUAGUCCUGUUUGUCCUGCCGCGAUUGCUGCAACCUAAUACAAUGAAGCGUUUCUUCUUGCAGGCUAAGGCCACGAUCUUUCGCAUAAUCGCACGUCGUCUCCAACUGCUCGAUCACAUCUACCGCACCUACUGCCGACAGGAUCGUAGCAGCUCGAUGUUGAGUCUAUCCCGCAAUAGGCGACACGGUGACACCUGCUACAAGCGCUGGAGGCUUCCUUGCUGCGGUUACUGCAGUGGCCCUCCGCCAUCAUCAGCUGUCUUGAUGAUUUUGGUCGAGGUUGAGAGGUAUGAAUGGAACCACGAGCUAUCUGCAAGAUCAUGUGCGCUCGGAAAGCGACGCGUGACGCAAACCACUAGGCAGCGGCCUCUUACUCAUUUCACGCUGCCGACUCUCGCCUUAAAGGUAAGAGAAGCGACUAGCGCAUAUAUUUACAUAUGCAAUACAAGCACA